UAGCUGUAGGCUGUACGUAGACUUUUAAAGUCAAAAUACUCAAAAUAGAAACAUAACCUGCAUUUUUACAUCCGUGUUGAAAAGAAAAAUAACAUGUACAAAACCGUAUAAAAAGGCUUUAACAAUAAAUAUAUUGAAUAUGAAACACCCUUGUUUAGCUUUAUGUAUUCUCAUUGUAUUAUCCAUUCGAAAUGUCUUUGCCUCACGAACGUACACGAAAAAUGACCUGAAUAAACUAAGAGAUGAAGUCAAGGAAAUGUUUUAUCAUGCUUAUGAUAGUUAUUUGAAAUAUGCUUAUCCAUAUGAUGAACUAAGGCCAAUGAGUUGCGAUGGUAUAGACACUUAUGGAAGUUAUUCCUUGACGCUAAUAGAUGCGCUAGACACACUAGCAAUUAUGGGAAAUUAUUCAGAGUUUCAAAGAGUCGUGGACAUCUUGUCGACAAAAACUGAUUUUGAUGCCAAUAUCAACGUUUCGGUAUUUGAAACCAACAUCAGAAUAAUCGGUGGAUUGUUAAGUGCACAUUUAUUGUCCAACAAAGCAGGUGCAAAAGUAGAGCCUGGAUUUCCUUGUAACGGCCCGCUUCUUCGACUUGCCGAAGACGUAGCCAAGCGAUUAAUUGCGGCCUUUGACACAAAAACUGGAAUGCCUUACGGAACCGUAAAUCUCCGAUAUGGCGUACCCAAAGGUGAAACUCCAAUCACUUGCACUGCUGGAAUUGGUACCUUUAUUGUGGAGUUUGGUACCUUAAGCAGAUUGACUGGAGAUCCAUUAUAUGAAGAGGUAGCAAUGAACGCUUUAUAUUCCCUUUUCAACCAUAAAUCUCCAAUUGGUUUGUUUGGGAACCACAUCGAUACGAACACUGGAAAAUGGACAGCUCAAGAUGCGGGAAUUGGUUCCGGAGUCGAUUCGUAUUUUGAGUAUUUAGUUAAAGGAUCGAUAUUACUGCAAAGGCCUGAAUUGAUGGAAAUGUUUCGUGAAGCUAGAAAAUCGAUUGACAAACAUUUAAAAAAAGACGAUUGGUACAUGUGGGUCUCUAUGACUAAGGCCCAAAUUACCCUACCAGUGUUUCAAUCCCUUGAAGCAUUUUGGCCUGGAUUAUUAAGUCUGAUUGGUGAAACAUCAAACGCUAUGAAAACGCUGCACAACUAUCAUCAGGUGUGGCAGCAAUAUGGAUUCACACCAGAAUUUUACUACAUUACGCAAAAUGAGGCUGGAGCAGGCAAGGAAAGCUACCCGUUGAGGCCUGAAUUAAUAGAGUCGAUCAUGUACCUCUACAGAGCGACGGGAGAUCCAUUUUUAUUGGAAGCUGGCGAGGACAUUUUAAGGAGCAUCAAACAUAGUGCUAAAACACCCUGUGGCUAUGCCACGAUUAAAGACGUGAGAGACCACCGAACUGAAGACCGCAUGGAAUCGUUUUUCCUCUCAGAAACCACAAAGUAUCUGUAUCUGCUCUUCGAUACGGACAAUUUUAUCCAUAACCAAGGACAGCAUGGUACUUUAAUUAACACUCCAAACGGCGAAUGUGUGAUAAAUGCAGGUGGUUACAUAUUUAACACUGAAGCGCAUCCAAUCGAUCCCAGCGCUCUUCAUUGCUGCUACAACACACCGAACGAUGUGUUGGUCGAUUUUAAAGAGUUUGACAACAACCAAGCCAUGUACCGGGGAAUACAGUUACUAAAAAAGAAAAUGCCCAAUAAGCUCCAGAACGAAAAAGUGGAAAUUGUUGCACCCUCUGAAAAUGUUACAAGUGUUUCUUUACCACUUUCUGUCGCCCAGAACGAAUCCAGCUUAGGAGAGGCGGAAGUCACCGUUUCUGAUCCACCGACAAACUCAUUUGAUGCCCAGCAAAUGUUAGAGAGACUUCGGGGAGAAAAUAAAUAUCCGAAGAAUGAGUCAUGGGAGAGGAACUUUGAGCUUCUGGGGUGCAAAGCGCAAAAAUUUCUACAACGAUUGUCCAUUAUGGGAGAGGUGUUCAAUUAAAGAUGUAAAAUGAUUAUAGAGAACAAUGUUCACUUUGUUACAAAUAAAUAUUUUUCAAACACCA
Dendroctonus ponderosae (mountain pine beetle) is the source of this 2045-nucleotide messenger RNA. It is a transcript of the gene Edem1, whose product is annotated as ER degradation-enhancing alpha-mannosidase-like protein 2. The coding region runs from base 140 to 1981 and encodes 613 amino acids. NCBI's taxonomy places the organism in Eukaryota, Metazoa, Arthropoda, Insecta, Coleoptera, Curculionidae. The record is from RefSeq and is a predicted model, not a curated record. Gene Ontology annotation, molecular function: calcium ion binding; mannosyl-oligosaccharide 1,2-alpha-mannosidase activity. The transcript has 8 exons. Gene Ontology annotation, cellular component: membrane; endoplasmic reticulum. Gene Ontology annotation, biological process: mannose trimming involved in glycoprotein ERAD pathway; endoplasmic reticulum mannose trimming; carbohydrate metabolic process.